GUAAUCAUUGGUUCUUUCCGCAUGUCUGCUGAUGUAACGAUAUGCCGGUUGCAAAGGGGAAACUGGCUUGUCCUACGAAAUUUAGGCUUAUGCAUUGCUAAGGCAGUCCACAUUGGAUACACGAACCUUCAUUCUGUUUUAUAAACUCUACAGCAUACGAUUCAACGUUGGAUAAUCAAAGUGUAACUUAGGGACUUAGCUAGCUAGGCAAAUAGUGUUAAAACAGAUAAUGGGCGAGGAAAUGAACGAUAACAUGAUCAACACAAAUGGUGCUGCUAACAGCAUGGGGGAUGUGAAUCACACCGCAGAAAAGACAGCAGAUAGCGAUGUGAAAUACUACACAUUGGAAGAAAUAAAAGCUCAUAAUAUGAGCAAGGACGCAUGGCUUAUCAUCCACGAUAAAGUGUAUAACAUCACCAGUUUCUUGGAGGAGCAUCCAGGAGGAGAGGAGGUUCUGGUGGAGCAGGCAGGUGCAGAUGCCACAGAGAGCUUUGAGGAUGUUGGUCACUCUACAGAUGCCAGAGAGAUGCUUAUCCAGUACUACAUUGGGGAGCUCCAUAUGGAUGACCGGAAGAAGGAUGGCGCAAAGGAAGAAUUCAUUACAACUUCAGGAGAUGGCUCGAGCUCGUGGACCACAUGGUUGAUACCUGCCAUAGCUGCAGUUGUUGUGGGUAUCAUGUAUCGAUACUACAUGCUGGAGCGCAAGUCUUCCUGAGCCCUGACGCUGUCGUCGCAUCUCAUUCUUUCUGUCUGGAGGCCUUGACAUGUUUGACCAAACCCCCCCUUGCAUUGAACGUACACAACUUUUCAGAGGUGCGUCCCACUCAACUCACACAGUGCCCUCACCUUGAAGGAAAGGGAGGGAAAGGAUAAAACAAUCCCCUUGCUCCUCGGCUUUCUUUUCUAGACCUCAUCCAACAGGCUGUGGGGCGAGAUGCAUCUGGAAACUUUCUGCCCUCAGUCUCUUUAAAUUGUUUUCUAAUCUAUUCAUAUUGUUUACUCACUCUGCCUUUUGAUACUUAUUGUAUGGUGUCUUUUUAAGUUAGUUAUUCAUAUGCAAGUGAUCUCAACUGUAAUGUAUAUCUGCAAACUCUUGUCGCUAUCUGCUUUGUGGGACUUUUACAGUGUGCUCCAAAAGUAUUGGGACAGUGAUUUUUUUGUUGUUGUUUUGGCUCUACUCCAGCACUUUAAAUGAUACAAUGAGUAU
Molecule: messenger RNA, 1207 nt
Organism: Salvelinus sp. IW2-2015
Lineage: Eukaryota; Metazoa; Chordata; Actinopteri; Salmoniformes; Salmonidae
Product: cytochrome b5
Cellular component (GO): membrane; intracellular membrane-bounded organelle
Molecular function (GO): heme binding
Source: RefSeq, a predicted model, not a curated record